Columba livia (rock pigeon) is the source of this 1567-nucleotide messenger RNA. It is a transcript of the gene ACBD4, whose product is annotated as acyl-CoA binding domain containing 4. Gene Ontology annotation, cellular component: cytoplasm. Gene Ontology annotation, biological process: fatty acid metabolic process. The transcript is spliced from 10 exons. Gene Ontology annotation, molecular function: fatty-acyl-CoA binding. The record is from RefSeq and is a predicted model, not a curated record. The coding region runs from base 105 to 1196 and encodes 363 amino acids. NCBI's taxonomy places the organism in Eukaryota, Metazoa, Chordata, Aves, Columbiformes, Columbidae.
GGACGCUGAUUGGUCCCCGCGCUCUCCCCUCACGGAGAGGGACGCGCAGCGGGGCCGGUCUCGGGGCCGGUGUCGGUGCCGGUGUCGGUGUCGGAGCCGGCGCCAUGGACGGGCCGGAGUCCGGGGCGCAGUUCCGCGCCGCCGUCCAGGUGAUCCAGGGGCUGCCCCGGAGCGGUUCGUACCGACCGUCCUAUGAGGAGAUGCUGCGUUUCUACAGCUACUACAAGCAGGCGACAGCGGGGCGCUGCCAGGGCCCCAGGCCCGGCUUCUGGGACCCCAUCGGCCGGUACAAGUGGGACGCCUGGCACAGCCUGGGCAGGAUGUCCAAGGAGGAGGCGAUGGCUGCGUACGUGGCCGAGAUGAAGAAGGUGGCCCAGAAGAUCAUUGACACGGUGCCCAUGGACGAGAUGACGGAGGAGAUGUUCAAGUACUUUGAGCCGCUCUACGAGGUGAUCCAUGACAUGCCUCGGCCCCCCGAGGCGUUCUUCAAGAGAAAAGGGGGCAGCCGGGAGCCGACGGCCGAGCCCGGGCAGGAUGAGCCAGCGAGCAGCCCGGCUCUGGAGCACCCCGAAGAUGCUGUGUCCGUGGAGCAGGAUGAGCAACACGCGCCAGGAGGUGGGCUGGCUCCUGCCGCCGAGGUGCACCAGGGUCACCAGGUGACCAGCGACUCCGAGGGGGACGUGUACUGCGAUUCCCUGGAGCAGAUGGAGCCAGAGCAGGCUGGGCAGCCGCUGGGUCUGUCCCCGACCAGCGUCAUGGCCGGGCCUGAGCCCCCGGUGCCCCGCGGUGCUGGGCAGGGCGAGCGGGGCGAAGGCAGAAGACGCGCGGGCAGGAGCAGCGUUGGCCCUGCAGCCCGUGGCUCCCAGAGAGAUCCGUGCCUCGCUGGGGGGGAGCAGGAUGCCGGGAGUGUCCCCGAGCUGUCCCUGGAGCUGCCGCCGGAGCUGGAGGCCCAUGUGGCCAGCACCGUCCGGGCACUGCAGAAUGACAUGCAGCGAGUGCUGGAGCGUCUGAGCGAGCUGGAGACGCUCACUACCGGGCAGGGGGACACCGCUGGGACUGAUCCAGGCCAGCCACAUGCUCUGCAGGAAACGUCCCCGUGGCCCUUGGCCGUCUCCCCACGCACCCUCCUCUUCCUCCUCACUUGGCCUUUCGUCACCCAGUGGCUGCUACGCCGCUGGCAGGGCAGGAAGAGGUGACCGCUGUGUCCCCACUGCCACCGCUCUUUCCCCAUCCUGCUUGUCACGAGCUGGGGAAGCGUCCACGGGAUCAACAGGGGUGUCACCUCACCCAGCUGGGACCCCAGCCCCGCCGAAGGGGCAGCCACCGCGCACCGAUUGUCACCGUCACGCUCAGGGUCUCGCCAGCACCGCCAGGAUGGCGAAGGGACCGGCCGCCCGUCGGGGGUGGAUCGUCCCCACGCCCCAAAUGGGAUCUGGGGGGAUCCCCUCGCUGCUGCGCACAGGGGGACACCACGGGGACACUGUCACUGCCCCUGUCCCCACAGACCGGGUGCAUCAAGCACUUGGACAUCUGAACCUGCCUGAAUUAAAGUUGCCUUUGCAGCCCA